Messenger RNA from Caenorhabditis briggsae, 411 nucleotides. The record is from RefSeq and is a predicted model, not a curated record. Gene Ontology annotation, molecular function: protein binding. The transcript has 2 exons. Bases 1 to 411 code for a protein of 136 amino acids. NCBI's taxonomy places the organism in Eukaryota, Metazoa, Nematoda, Chromadorea, Rhabditida, Rhabditidae. Gene Ontology annotation, biological process: embryo development.
AUGAUUCUAUCCAAGUAUCCGGGGUUGAUCCAAAACGAAAUACUUCAAAACAUGAAAUUAUCAGAUUUAUUUCUACUUUCUUUUGUCUCUAAAGGUAUGAAAAAAUUGAUCAAAUCUUCACAAAACAGAAGAUUGAAAAGUAUCAAUUCAAUUGUGUAUGCCGCUGAUGGAAGAAACCCUUUAAGUGCGUUUAUUCCUCGCAAACCGUAUGACGACAUUUUAAUUAUAUUUGAAGAAUUCGAGGAGACGGGAAUUCCCGAUUUUCAGCUGAACGUAUCUGGGACGAUAAUUGACUUCCGAUUAUGUACAAGAGCGCGUAAUAAAACGUUUGGCUUACCCGAAAAUGAAUUCCAUCCAUAUCCUGUGGCAUGUGUUCCCAAAUCUGACAGAGAAUCUGUAAUCGGUCCAUAA